This is a messenger RNA of Trichobilharzia szidati, 408 nucleotides long. The record is from the annotation of a GenBank genome assembly. NCBI's taxonomy places the organism in Eukaryota, Metazoa, Platyhelminthes, Trematoda, Strigeidida, Schistosomatidae.
AUGAUGGCCAGUUUUGAUCGUGAACAAUUAUUCACCAUUGUCAGCUUAGUGCUACUCAUAAGUCUGACAGCGACAUCGAUCGGAGAGGACACUACUCUAACAAGUGAAUCGAAGCCGAAACUACUGCAAGCUGCUCAAGCGUUCUACUUCAUUGCUUUGUUCGCCUUCGUCUUCGCGCUCAUACUAUACUCAGUAUACACCUUUAAAUUCCGCAGCAAAGCUUUGAAAUAUGCCUAUAUCGCAUUGAUUGUAUCAGGAUUUGUGUGUGCAGUACUCAGUGUUAUCAUGUACUAUCAAGCAUUCUCCGAAUAUCGUACAGUUAAACCGGAAUCGAAUUCAUGGCUGAUUGCAGCUAUAAUGGCGGCCUUCCAAUUGAGUGUGUAUGUAUUCAUGUACCAUUUAAAUUAG